Molecule: messenger RNA, 1689 nt
Organism: Eurytemora carolleeae
Lineage: Eukaryota; Metazoa; Arthropoda; Copepoda; Calanoida; Temoridae
Exons: 9
Coding region: 154-993 (279 amino acids)
Cellular component (GO): extracellular region
Molecular function (GO): cytokine activity
Source: RefSeq, a predicted model, not a curated record
GUACUCUCAACAUUAAUGUUUUUAACCAUUAUGAACAGGGACUGAAUUUUAUGAACUGCCUACUGUCGGUUCAUUCAAACCGCCCGUUAAAAGUUGAAGAUAAAAUCGGAAUUUGAAUGGGUGAUUCAAAUUUGAACCGGCCCGGCGGAAGAAAUGUUCCUCAUCGUCCACUGUUUUUUGUUCCUCAACAUCCUACACUCUACACAGGCAGAAGUUGAGACUGUUCAGUCUGCAGCAGAGGAAACGAAUGAAGAUCCAGCCUUUGAUGUAGGGUUCGGAGUUGCCAAACACUUCAUGCCUUUACCUAACACGGUGGUCGGAUCUCACUGCGCCUGGAAACUUCGGCUUAAUAGUGUUCCUAACAGAAUACCAGAAACAAUAACAGAGAUAUUGUGUCGAUCAGCCGACACCAACUGCGGAGGAUCCCACUUCUACGGCUGCAGGCAGAUGAAGUCAAAGAUUUUGGUUGGAUACACAGAACACUAUGGCAACGAACAGUUCUCCAGAUUAAGAACUAUGCGGAAUGUGACCUUCAACAUCGGCUGCAGCUGUGUAUAUAGAUCCCCGGUUUUCCUGGAGAAUAUAAGCAGCGGACCUAUGGAGAAAAGAGGGGGAAGAAGAAACAAUAGAAACCAACUCGCGCUUCAGGAAUAUCCUUUGUCUCGCCAUGAAAUGAAAAGAGGCGGCUCUAAGGUUCAGAAGGCCCCAAGAGUACAGCAGGUCCAAAGGGGUUAUGAGGUCCAAAGUGUUCAGGAGGUCCAAAGGGGUUAUGACAUCCCAACUGUACAGCAGGUCCAAAGAGGUUAUGAGGUCCCUAGGGUACAAGAGGUCCAAAGGGGUUAUGUGGUCCCUAGCGUACAGGAAGUCCAAAUAGGUUAUGAGGUCCCUAGGGUACUGGAGGUCCAAAGGGGUUAUGAGGUCCCUAGGGUACAGGAGGUCCAACUAAUGUACCCUUUUAUAAGUUCUGUUGAGACCGAGCCUAGUAGAGCCUAGUAUCCUGGAGUAGUAUCCUGGAGCCUAGUAUCCUGGAGCCUAGUAUCCUGGAGUAGUAUCCUGGAGCCUAGUAUCCUGGAGCCUAGUAUCCUGGAGUAGGGGAAGAUCUGAACCUGAAUAAUGGAGAUAAACUUUAUCUGCUCAUUCUUCAAGAAAUGGAAAAAUCUUAAAUGUUGUUAAAUUUGAAACAAAUUCUACAAAGGCUGGGGUAGAAUUUGAAUUGUGAGAUCAAAUUAUGACAACAACAAUAAAUGAUUGAUCAAUAUUUUAAACAACUAUAACAAAUUUUGUUCAACAUUUUUAUUUGUUAUUUCCAACAUUAUUCGGUGAUAAAUAUAAAAUAAAACAGUAUUUUAGAAGUAGAUAGUUACUAAGAUUAAUUUUGCUUAAAAAAUACAGACAAUAAAACAUGACCAUCGAUCUUCGAGAAUGGUAAAAGUUAUCAAAGAUAACUGCACUAACAUGACAACUGCACUAUAUAACAUGAUAACUGCACUAUAUAACAUGAUAACUGCACUAUAUAACAUGAUAACUUCACUAUAUAACAUGACAACUACACUAUAUAACAUGAUAACUGCACUAUAUAACAUGACAACUGCACUAAAUAACAUGACAACUGCACUAUAUAACAUGAUAACUACACUAUAUAACAUGAUAACAGCACUAUAUAACAUGAUAACUGCACUAUAUAACAUG